Molecule: messenger RNA, 363 nt
Organism: Penicillium lagena
Lineage: Eukaryota; Fungi; Ascomycota; Eurotiomycetes; Eurotiales; Aspergillaceae
Exons: 2
Coding region: 1-363 (120 amino acids)
Source: RefSeq, a predicted model, not a curated record
AUGGCGCCAUGCCCCAGCAGAGCCCGUAUCGACAACUAUCAUCCACGCACCGGCAGAGAUGCGCCGGAGAAAAGCCGAAUCCCACCGUUUAGCCGGUUUAUCUGGAUUGCCACUACUCUGGAGCUGUGGUCCCGGGUACAGCGCAGUAGCGCCGCCAGAUCUAAUGUGAUGAUGCGCCCGCCGCUGGGUCGUGCAUUAGCUGUAUUGUUCGAUUACACCGGUGAGAAGAAAACGGUCGGCGCAUGUCUAACCCAACGACACCUCUUUGCCAGCCGGCGCAACGGCUGUCCCCCCAGCACCGAGUACUCGUGCCACCUGCGAGCCAAGCGCCACCAGAAAGAGCACAUUGCAUAUGCUUGUUGA